AUGCACUCCGACACGUACGUUGGGCCGCUCAAGCGGCGGAACAGUGCUGCGCCAUUGUCCAAUGAUGACAGUUAUUCGGCACCGCAGCCCAUGCACUUGUCUUUGCGCGACAUUGAGCCUAUCUCUGUGGACGAUUUGGAUGACUUGGGCACGGAUGCGCUGCCGAGCCCUAGCACGCUCACCGACAUUAUCUUGAACCUGCACGCAUCUCUGUAUGGAGCCAAGCGCAGUGUAGAAGAAAUCAGGGAAAUGGUGCGCCGGUACUACGAUGGUGAUGCUGUCUUUGAUAGUCCGCUCGUCUCUGUGCACGGGCGGAAUAGGAUUUUGGACCAGUUUAUUUUAACGUUUGCAUUUCCAGGCUUGGACGUGCGCUCAGAGCUCCGCGAUGUGAUUUGCAGCGACUUUGAAUUCGAUGGGACACGGGCAGGGAUCAUUGACCACACCGUCACCGUCAGUCUUUUCCCAUUCUUUUUCGGGCGCCGCACCGACGCGGAGAAGCGGUAUAGGCACGGACCACACAUGGCGACAGGCAGCGUCACUCCACAUCCAUUUGCGAAUUACGCAACACCAUCGACGGCAGAAGGCACCUUUUCCCGCUCCCGGAGCUUCCUCAGCUCGCCUAGCGGCUCCGCAACGCCGUUCAGCGGGGGACGCAAAAACUCGUUCAGCGCGGGGGGAUGGAGCUCAAGAACCAGGACGCCUGUCGUGCCGGAGAGUUUUACGCCGCGGCAAGGAUCCGAUUCGGGCUACGAACUCACACCUGUCGCAAGUGCCGGCGACUUUAGCGGGCGCUUUGCACCACUCGGUGCUGGCCUGCCCCACUAUGCGUCGCACGGGCUUGGCCGCCGCACGAUCUGGGCGCUGCUGUUGCACAAACUGGACCCUUUGCAAGCACUUCGCUCCUUUUUUUCUUUUGAGCUGCGUAUUUUUAGUCGUCUAGAAUUCAACGAGGCUGGCCGUAUCGUGCGUCACGAAGAUACGUGGAGUCUUCGCGAAUUAAUCGAUGACAUCCUUCCCUGUUUUUCCCUAUUCUACAACAUUGAGCGCUUUUUUGUUGGUCUGCUCGCCUCUUGGUUCAUCCGCUGCUUGUAUUCCUAG
Messenger RNA from Malassezia vespertilionis, 1098 nucleotides. RefSeq lists its product as uncharacterized. The record is from RefSeq and is a predicted model, not a curated record. The transcript is spliced from 3 exons. Bases 1 to 1098 code for a protein of 365 amino acids. NCBI's taxonomy places the organism in Eukaryota, Fungi, Basidiomycota, Malasseziomycetes, Malasseziales, Malasseziaceae.